AUGGCAGGCAAACUGUGGAGGAUUGCCGCCAUCGUCUCGGUCGGGAUCAUCGCGAUGCUGAUGGCGAAGUCCGGCCCUGAGCUUGACUGGGAAGACGACAUUCUUCCCAAAGCCCGACAAAAAUAUGAUCCAACAAUAUCCUACAGCGUCAGCAAACCCUUGUCGAAUCGAGUGGUCGUUGUCACUGGCGCAACCAGUGGGAUCGGUCUUGGUCUGACACGAGCGCUUUCUAGUCUGGGUGCAAGUGUGAUUGUGGUAGGAAGAUCCAAGCGAAAAUUGGCACUGCUGCAGGCUGAGAUUCCGACAGUCCGCCCAAUACUAGCAGACUUUUCCGACUUGGCGGCAGUUUCCUAUGCGGCGACUGAGAUUGCUCAAAUGAUAGAUCAGGUAGAUAUCCUCAUCAAUAACGCUGGAAUGCAUGCGGCAUUCAACCAGUGGAGUAUGUCGAAUCAAGGUUACGACACGGUAUUUACGGUGAACUACCUUUCGCAUUUUCUGCUUACCGAAAUCUUAGCGCCAAAACUUGCCAACUCAUCCCAGCCCCUCAUUGCGCAAGUGUCCUCUUCCUAUCAUUGGGCCGUGGACGGUUCAGAUCUGAUGGUACACGAUGAAUCUGUCGGACCCGUCGCGAGUCAACCAGGAGGUUCUCACGGCUUUUAUGUAUUUCGGUCGCAGAGAUCUUAUGCAAACUCCAAGCUCGCUCAGAUUUACCACGCAAGAGCAUUGAAACGCAAUCAGCCACUUCUCCAAGAUGCUAGAAUUGUCAGUAUUUGCCCUGCAUGGGUUGGAACGAACAUCGCUGCAAGGUUUGGCUCCAUGAUUCACAACAUAGUUGUUGCCAGCGGCUAUUCUCCGGACGCUUGGGGCAUUGCGUCAAGCUUGGAGGCCAUUCUAGGAGACAAUUAUGAGGAAGACUUUUUCAUGAACUCCAAGGUUUUUGAUCUAUUUCCGGCACUCAACCAAAUUUUGUCCCCAGCUUGGAUGUAUCAUACUGGAAUACGGGAUGCAGUUGCUUUUUGCAUGGCGUCCGCAUCAAUGCAGCUGCAACGAUUCUGGCCGCAUGCUCACCCUAGUCCGUCUUCCUUGGAAUCCUACAAUGAAACAAUUGGGAAUUCUUUGUAUGAAUGGAGCUUGAGAGCUGUGGGAGAAUUCAACCGCAACGCCUAG
This is a messenger RNA of Phaeodactylum tricornutum CCAP 1055/1, 1167 nucleotides long. RefSeq lists its product with no specific name. The coding region runs from base 1 to 1167 and encodes 388 amino acids. The transcript has a single exon. Lineage: Eukaryota; Bacillariophyta; Bacillariophyceae; Surirellales; Neidiaceae. The record is from RefSeq and is a predicted model, not a curated record.